Talaromyces atroroseus is the source of this 2256-nucleotide messenger RNA. RefSeq lists its product as hypothetical. Lineage: Eukaryota; Fungi; Ascomycota; Eurotiomycetes; Eurotiales; Trichocomaceae. The record is from RefSeq and is a predicted model, not a curated record. Gene Ontology annotation, molecular function: protein binding. The coding region runs from base 1 to 2256 and encodes 751 amino acids. The transcript is spliced from 7 exons. Gene Ontology annotation, biological process: establishment or maintenance of actin cytoskeleton polarity. Gene Ontology annotation, cellular component: cell tip; microtubule cytoskeleton.
AUGACAAGACCGCAGAUGAUUAGGGCCGACACCAUUGAUCUCCAAGAUCAAAACUCUCCGUCGGCCCAGGAUCAUUCGUCAAACAAUUCGCGCAUUGCGGGUGGUCGGGCGGGUACCCAUCAGAAUCAAUCGCUGCGCCAUGCCGAACAAGAAGCCAAAGAAGAGAUGUCUACAAGCCCUCGUGUUUCCUUGGAUCAAUUCGGCUCCGGUGACCAACAUAGCCAUAUUGACAUUGUUUACGACGACCAAGAUGAUCUCAUGGAAGACUUGACGGCAUCCGGUGACGCCGAUAAUGGACACUAUGGGGAAGAAGGAGAAGGGGAAGGCGAUGACAUGCUGGACGAUGAUAUGAUGGAUAAAAUAUCAUCAUCCCCGUCCAUAGACGACGAGGAUAUUGAUUUCGAGUUUGUUUACGCUUUACACACUUUCGUUGCGACAGUGGAAGGGCAGGCCAACGCUGCUAAAGGAGAUACCAUGGUUCUGCUCGACGACAGUAACAGCUACUGGUGGCUUGUUCGUGUAGUCAAAGAUGGUAGCAUUGGAUACUUGCCUGCCGAGCACAUCGAAACUCCCACUGAAAGGCUCGCUAGGUUGAAUAAACAUAGGAAUGUUGAUCUCUCUGCGACAAUGCUGGGGGACAAUGCAGAAAAGUCCAAAAAUCCUCUGAAAAAGGCUAUGCGUCGCCGCAACGCGAAGACAGUCACGUUUGCAUCUCCAACCUUCUUUGAGACGUCCGAUAUCGACUACUCUACAGAAGAGGAAGAGGAAGACGGUGAACAAACGGAAGAGGAAGAGAGCCAAAUUGAACAUCAAGAUGCUCAGUACGACGUCCAAGAUGAAGACAUGGUGGUAGAACCAUUGAGACCGAAGCCACACAAAGAGAAAUCCUUCCGAGAACUAGAGGCCGAAACAGAAGAAACAGAAGUUGACCGCUCAAGCUCAGAAAGGCCUCGUCCAAGCGACGACUCAUAUGAACGGACAGGGGAGAAUGUUAGCCGAUCGAGGAAUGGCACGCUACGAAAUACAGAUUCUUUCUUCAAUGAUGAUACAGCGGAGACAAAGAAGAUAUCCCUCACUCCGAAUCUUCUCCGCGACGAUUCGACUGCUAGUGCAUUCAGCAAGAGUGAACCACAAGAGGGACGGGCGAGUUUGGAAUCCAUCGAGAAGAGCUUGUCGGCUGGGGACAAGAGCAAACGCAAAGAUAAACGGCCCGGUAUGCUCAGCGGGCUAUUCAAGAGGAAAGACAAGAAGGGCAGAAGCUCAGAAGACGAUGGUGAGGAGUUGGAAAAGACCUCCGAGGAGCUUUCUCGGUCCUCUCCACAGCCAAAGGUCUCUUCAGAAUCACUGCGUGAGCACAACAACAAUUCCAAGCCUGCCGGAGUUCAGAGACAAUCCAGUAAACUCCAGAAACAGCCACCAGCGGAAUUCGCAACGGCCAAUCAACAAACGCCUCUCAACUUGCAAGAAGCCGCGGCAGUACCGGUGAAUGAAGUGUCCUCACCUGUGAAGGAAGAUUAUGGUUCUUCAAUCCGGCGGGUGGUAUCACCAUCAACUGGUAUUACCGUCGAACCCCUUCAAGUGCGAACAUCAUUAGAGAGGAACGCAGCGGCUGUUGAACAGCGCGCGCCCAGUAGUGAACCUUCGUCUCCUGUGAGGAUGCAAAACACGGCGCCGUUGAUGGAGAUGAAUUCCAAGAUGUAUGAUGAUCCCAUUGCGGACGAACCCAUCAAGAUUAUUCCAGCCGAUAAUCAAUCAUCAACAACGAUUGUUCCGCCACAGCGGUUAAGAGGAAAUGCUGACAGCAUUGAAAGGCUUUCAGAAUCGCCGGUGAAUGUUUCACCAAUUCAAUCUUCUACAAGCCCUCAACCGCCCGCCUUGAUGGUGGAUACAUCUUCUCAGGAGGAGCACCCUGUCUCGCCGUUGUCAUCACAUUCAUCUUCACCUGAGUUUAUUGAUCGCGUCGAAACCAAAGGAGAUGAGACGACACCGAUAUCUACCGUGUCGUCUACAGCCACUGCGACGUGGAGUGACGCAAGCUUGCGCUCGUAUCUUGACGAUGAAAAUGAUAUUCGCGAUCUUCUUAUUAUCGUACAUGACAAGUCGAACGUGCAACCGGCUGGUCCUGACCACCCAAUCACGGGCAGCCUAUUUAAGGAAGAAAGCAGACGUCUGAAGGAAAUGUCUGGACGACUAGAUGAGAUGCUCGCAGGCUGGAUGUCGCGAAAGGCAGAUCAUCGAGUAAGCAAAGUUUUCUGA